GACGAGCAGGGUGAAAGUGUAAUAGUCACGCAGUGAAUAUUGUUUAUGGUACGGCCGCGAGAAGCUUCCAAUUUCGAACGUAUAUUUUUUGGUUUCCGUCAAAUGCGUUCGUCUUCGGUUUCAGAUUUGUUCUUUGAUCGAUAUCGGAACGCAGGUAGGGUGUGCAGAUAUGGCGAGCGGGUUUGGGGAAUCGACAAGUAGGCAACCCCAAGGCCCUUCUUAUUCCGAUAACAAUGGUGAUGCUAGUAAUUUUGAAUGCAAUAUUUGCCUGGAUUUAGCUCAGGAUCCUAUUGUAACCCUAUGCGGUCAUCUUUUCUGUUGGCCAUGCCUUUACAAGUGGCUGCACAUUCAUUCCCAUCCCCAGGAAUGUCCAGUUUGCAAGGCUCUCAUAGAAGAACAAAAAUUGGUUCCCUUAUAUGGUAGGGGAAAGACAUCGACCGACCCGAGAUCGAAAAGUAUUCCUGGAAUCAAUAUUCCUAAUCGUCCUGCUGGACAGAGACCUGAAGCAGCAGGCCCUCCCCCAGAACCGAAUCCUUUUCCCCACAAUGGGUUUGGAUUCAUGGGAGGUCUUGGCGGGUUUGCCCCAAUGGCAUCGACGAGGUUUGGCAAUUUCACUUUGUCUGCGGCUUUUGGUGGUCUUGUCCCAUCUUUAUUCAACUUUCAGAUGCAUGGAUAUGCAGAUCCAAGCAUGUAUGGUGCAGGUGCUAACGUUCCAUAUGGUUUUCCUAACAUGUUUCAUGGUAGCCAUGGUCACGCCCAUGGCUACUAUCACCAUCUCCGUCAAGGUCAGCAAGAUUAUUACCUGAAGCGGCUGCUUUUGUUUAUUGGUUUCUGUGUUCUUCUUGCCCUAAUCUGGCAAUAGAUGAAAGGAGGGUCCUUAAGGGCUUAUAUUACUUCGUGGUGUUUAGUGAAUUCAGUCUCUAAUGUAAUAAUUCAAAAAGAUCUGCUAUUACAUUGCCUUGAUAUCUCAUUAUUCGUCCUGAUUAGUCAUACUGUUUGUUGAAAUGGACAUCGGCUUUUUGAGUUCGGCAUGAUGAACAUCAGCUGACAUGCUUAUGCAAUUGUAUUUGAAGGUUUUCAUUUACGCACAUAUAUACACAUUUACUUGCU
Messenger RNA from Cucurbita pepo subsp. pepo (vegetable marrow), 1110 nucleotides. RefSeq lists its product as uncharacterized. Gene Ontology annotation, biological process: ubiquitin-dependent protein catabolic process. Gene Ontology annotation, molecular function: metal ion binding; ubiquitin protein ligase activity. The record is from RefSeq and is a predicted model, not a curated record. Lineage: Eukaryota; Viridiplantae; Streptophyta; Magnoliopsida; Cucurbitales; Cucurbitaceae. Gene Ontology annotation, cellular component: endoplasmic reticulum.